AUGGCUUCCAAGUCUUUCUCCCUUUCACAUUUGUGUUCUAAGCAAACAACUUUUCUCAUUUUCUUGCUUGUUUCCAUAACCCUAGCACUCUUUGUACUUUCGGUGAAGCCCAAAAGAGUCCCUAAUAUUACCAUCACACUUCAGGUGGAUAAAAGAAAACCUGCUUGGUUUGAUGUCAUAGAAAAAAACUUUGAUAACAGGAGGAUUAUGGUAGGUCUAGUUAAUAUUGAUACUACAAGAAUGGAUGCAAAUCUUUAUGAGCAACUAGAUGAACUGCACCCACAAGUAGAGAGUUUAUCUAUUGAUUUUGAUCAUGUUGAUGAGAACUUGAAAUGGAAAGACUUUUUUCCUGUGUGGAUUGAUGAAGAUGAGAAAUGGGGUAAGCCAAAGUGCAAGGAUUUGCCAAUGCCAACAUGGGAGGAUUACCGAGAUGUGAAUGUGGUGGUUGCCAGAGUUCCAUGUGGGAAGGGGUCAGGGAUGGAAGGGGUUAGGGAUGUGUUUAGGUUGCAAGUGAAUUUGGUGGUGGCUAAUUUGGCAGUGGAGAGUGGAAGGGUGAUGAAGUUGGAUGCUUAUGAACCGGUUUAUGUUGUGUUUAUUGGGUCAUGUGGUCCCAUGGUAGAUAUUUUCAAAUGUGAUGACCUAUUGUUUCAUCAAUUAGGUGAGUAUUGGGUGUACAAGCCUGAUUUAAGGAGCCUCAGGCAGAAGAUGCUUAUGCCUGUUGGUUCUUGCCAGAUUGCUCCUGGUUAUGCAGAAACAGGUAAAGAGGUAUGGAGGGCCUAUAUAUCACAAUCACCAGCGACAUUGAAGUACAAUUACACCAUGCGUGUCCUAAGAUUAGCCUAUGUGACAGUCCUCCACUCUUCAGAAGCUUAUGUGUGUGGUGCAAUAACUUUAGCACAAAGCAUUCUUCAAACAGAGAAAAGCAUCCUUCAAUAUAACAACAACUACACAAGAGACCUACUCCUCCUUGCUGAUGAAUCAAUUGGUCCCAAAUCCAUAAGAGGUUUGAAAGCUUCAGGAUGGAAGAUCAAACGCAUUCAACGUAUCUUAAACCCCUUUGCCAAAAAAGGUUCAUAUAAUGAGUGGAACUAUAGCAAGCUACGAAUAUGGCAACUCACCAUGUAUGACAAAAUCAUCUUCCUAGAUUCUGAUCUUCUAGUCCUAAAGAACAUUGAUGCUUUCUUCGCUUACCCUCAAUUAUCUGCUUCACCUAAUGAUUUUACUUUGUUCAACUCCGGGUUGAUGGUUAUUGAGCCAUCCCUAUGCAUGUUCGAGAACUCGAUGCAGAAAACUUUGAAGGUUAAACCAUAUAAUGGUGGUGAUCAAGGUUUGGUCAACGAGAUUUUCACAUGGUGGCACCGGUUACCAAGGAAGCUAAACUACCUUAAAAGUUUUCAACAAGGGAAAGGGAAUGAUGAGAAGCAUGAGAUUCCUGAGGACUUGUAUGUGAUACAUUACUUGGGUUUGAAGCCAUGGAUGUGUUAUAGAGAUUAUGACUGUAACUGGGACAUGAAGGAACUCCAUGUUUUUGCGAGUGACUUAGCUCAUAAGAUGUGGUGGAAGGUUUAUCAUAACAUGCCUAAAGAGUUGCAAUCAUAUUGUGGGCUUAUAAAGAAAAUGGAUGAAAGGAUAAAACAACGAAGAAGAAGAGCAAGGAAUGCUAGUUUGUGUGAUGGACAUUGGAAGAUUGUGGUUAAGGAUCCUAGAAGGAAACAUUAUGAGGAUUUGGAUUAA
Molecule: messenger RNA, 1734 nt
Organism: Gastrolobium bilobum
Lineage: Eukaryota; Viridiplantae; Streptophyta; Magnoliopsida; Fabales; Fabaceae
Product: putative UDP-glucuronate:xylan alpha-glucuronosyltransferase 4
Exons: 2
Coding region: 1-1734 (577 amino acids)
Biological process (GO): xylan biosynthetic process
Molecular function (GO): glycosyltransferase activity
Source: RefSeq, a predicted model, not a curated record